This is a messenger RNA of Brienomyrus brachyistius, 1122 nucleotides long. Its product is annotated as interleukin-17C-like. Gene Ontology annotation, molecular function: cytokine activity. The record is from RefSeq and is a predicted model, not a curated record. NCBI's taxonomy places the organism in Eukaryota, Metazoa, Chordata, Actinopteri, Osteoglossiformes, Mormyridae. Gene Ontology annotation, biological process: inflammatory response. Gene Ontology annotation, cellular component: extracellular region. Bases 80 to 619 code for a protein of 179 amino acids. The transcript has 3 exons.
GCGGAUUUCCCCGGGACAAAAAGGAUCCCUAUAAAUUGCACACAAUAUGGCACAAGAAGGAGAUAACCUUCUUUGACGGAUGUCCACGGUUAAGCUGCCUUACUUUAAAAUGUUGUACAAAAUAAUGAGGGUGCUGUUCUGCGUGGCAUUGUGUCUUGGCCUUACGUUUUCUUCAAAAGGUAGCCGCAAAGGUUGUUUCAAUAAAGCCGAGCUUGAGAUGCACGGAAAGCCAUUCCUCAGGAAACACCUGCUUCGGUCGGGCUUCAAGAUCCACGUUCCCGACGGCGUGCAGAAAAGAGACCAUGAGACGCACACCUGUGAAAACUUUAAGCUAAAGCCCUCGUCAUUAGACUUAAAGAAUCGGGCUCUGUCCCCGUGGAAGUACAGGAUUGACGUGGAUGACAACAGAUACCCUGCGAGGAUCGCGAUGGCGGAAUGCCUGUGCGAAGGCUGCAUUAUCGACGGUGAGCAGAACCACGGCUACAGCUCCGAGCUGGUGAAGCAGACCGUCAUGGUGGCGACGAUCACCACAUGUCGGUCCGACCCCCAGAAGUACUCACUGCAGUACGUACCGCUGGAGGUCGGGGUUGGCUGCACCUGCGUUAUACCAAGAAGUUAAACUCGGUAUCCCGAGGGAUGGUCCGCACUUAUAAGACACCCGUAGUGACUUGUCUCACGUCAUGUUGUAUUUGUUUUAAAAUGCACCAAUGUUAUUUAACAGAUAACAUUAAUUAUAAUUAUUAGGCUAUGUCUUAUAUAAGAUAACAUGGUUUCACAUGUUUUUUUUAACGAGGGCUCCCAUUUGUAGUCUGUAUCCUAUAUACAGUAUGUAUAUACAAAAUAUAAAAUUUACGUGAAUAUCAUUAUUAAAAUUAAUUUGUUUAAAUUAUGUAAUGCUGUGGAUAUAUAACAAGUGGGGAUAAUAUGUUUGUUACUUAAUUCUGCUUAUGUAUCUAUUUAUUGGGCACUUGAACAAGCAGAAUGUCAGCUGUGAGGUUUAUGAAUAAUGUGUUAGGUCAUUAACGCUAUGUUGACAUGAUGUGUCUACUCGCAUGCAGUGUGCGAAUGUAAGUUAUUUUAAUUUAUUAUAUUUCCUUAACUAAUAAAUGGAUAAUCACAUAA